Messenger RNA from Helianthus annuus (common sunflower), 1212 nucleotides. Its product is annotated as BRASSINOSTEROID INSENSITIVE 1-associated receptor kinase 1-like. The record is from RefSeq and is a predicted model, not a curated record. The coding region runs from base 1 to 1212 and encodes 403 amino acids. The transcript is spliced from 7 exons. Gene Ontology annotation, biological process: protein phosphorylation. NCBI's taxonomy places the organism in Eukaryota, Viridiplantae, Streptophyta, Magnoliopsida, Asterales, Asteraceae. Gene Ontology annotation, molecular function: ATP binding; protein kinase activity; ATP hydrolysis activity.
AUGGAAGCUAGAACCAACAUCAGAAUAGAUGGAUUUGAAGUUUUAGGUGAAAUCAAGGAGGCAGUUGAGCUUCCUUUAACUCACCCUGAGUUAUAUGAAGACAUCGGUAUUAAACCUCCAAAGGGCGUUAUACUUUACGGAGAACCGGGAACAGGCAAGACAUUGCUUGCAAAGGCUGUGGCAAACGGGAUAAGCAAGCAACGGGAUCGGAGUAAAAGGGUAAACGAUUGUGUUAAUGUACGCGAGCCUCUGGAGCGUUUUCAGCUUCCCGGCCCACGCGUACCAGAGGGGGCAAUUUACACAAAUAAUCCCAAUUUGACAUUUCCUGUGAUUGGUCCACAAACUCCGGCUCCACCUAAUUUGGCUGGAAGCAGUGCCACCACGCCUAUUGCCAUUGGAGCAGCUACGGGUGCCGCCCUCCUUUUCCUGGUCCCCUUAAUUGUAAUUGCUUGGUGGCGGCGCACAAAGGCACAAGAUCAUUUCUUUGAUGUACCAGCUGAGGAGGACCCCACAGUUCAUUUGGGACAACUAAAGAGGUUUUCUCUACGUGAACUACAAGUCGCAACCAACAGUUUUAGUAGCAAGAACGUUCUUGGGAGUGGUGGAUUUGGCAAAGUUUAUAAAGGGCGGUUAGCUGAUGGUGGUCUGGUGGCGGUAAAAAGACUCAAAGAGGAACGAACUCAUGGCGGUGAGUUGCAGUUUCAAACUGAGGUUGAAAUGAUCAGUAUGGCGGUGUAUCGAAAUCUACUUCGGUUGAAAGGAUUUUGCAUGACACCAACUGAACGAUUGCUCGUUUAUCCCUACAUGGUCAAUGAACGGCGCGCUACACAACCAGUACUUGAUUGGCUGACGAGAGAACGAAUUGCUCUCGGUGCCGCAAGGGGUCUAGCUUAUUUGCAUGAACAGAGUGACCCGAAGAUCAUUCACCGUGAUGUGAAAGCUGCAAAUAUACUGCUGGAUGAUGAAUUUGAAGCGGUUGUGGGAGACUUUGGGUUGGCUAAACUCAUGGAGUAUAAAGAUACUCAUGUUACAACAGCGUUUCGUGGUACGAUUAGACACAUUGCCCCAGAGUAUCUGUCCACUGGCAGAUCUUCUGAAAAAACCGAUGUUUUUGGUUAUGGUGUGACACUUUUAGAACUUGUCACGGGCAACGGGCCUAUGAUCUUGCCCGCCUCGAGAAAGAUAAUGAGGUCAUGCUACUCGAUUGGAUAA